Molecule: messenger RNA, 1134 nt
Organism: Carassius carassius (crucian carp)
Lineage: Eukaryota; Metazoa; Chordata; Actinopteri; Cypriniformes; Cyprinidae
Product: C-type lectin domain family 12 member B
Exons: 5
Coding region: 129-1040 (303 amino acids)
Source: RefSeq, a predicted model, not a curated record
AGUUGGAGGGUUUUAUGAGAGAUUAAAACAAAUAAUUAUGCAGUAAGUCCUACAAGCAAACAGUUUACAUUGGACAAAAUAUAGAUUUCUCAGUAUUUCUUUUUUCUUUUUUUACAAGCAGACAGGAAAUGACUCCUCAGUGUGGUCAUAGAGGUUUAGUUAAUGUUCAGCUUCUUAAAGCGUUAGUACAUAGUGGAGCGCUCCACACACCAGAAACUUUGACUCUAGAUGUAACACACACCAGUAGAAGCAUUGGGAUACGAAAGAUGGAAAGAGAAGGUGCAGUGGAGACAAUCACUGAUGUCAACAGAGAUGCUAGAUUCCGUCAUAAUGUCAGGACAGAAACAGAGAACACCGACACCAAGAGACACCAAACACUUCAACACGCAGGAAGUGGUUGUGUGAAGGUCAGAAGCUCUAGAUCAGCUGUUGUGUGUUUGGUUCUGCUGUGUGUUCUUCUGCUGACUGCAGUCAUUGUGCUGGGUGUCAAUCUCCAUGAUAUGAUUGAGGAGUUUUACAUCAAGAACAAAAACAUCACAGAUGAAAUAGAGGAGUUAAAGAAAAGAAAAUCCAACUUGGCCAGUGAUGUUACAAAUUUAUCAGAUAAGAAUGAAACACUAUUUGCAAAAAAUGAAACAUUACAUAAGGAGAUGAAAGAAUUGUGGCUGAAGAUAAGCAAAAUGGAUGGAUGGAAGUGCAAUCAAUCCAGUCUCUACUAUGUUUCCUCAGAGAUGAAAAACUGGAGAGAGAGCAGAAGAGACUGUAAAGAGAGAGGAUCAGAUCUGAUCAUCAUAAACAACAAAGAGGAACAAGACUUUGUGAAAACGGAUCUUGCUGGUUCUGAAUUCUGGAUCGGUCUGACUGAGGUGGAGAGCACGUGGAAAUGGGUUGAUGACAGCUUACCGAUCACUGAGUUAUGGGCUUCUGGAAAACCUAGUGAUAGCUCUGGUAAUAAGGAUUGUGCUGUAAAUCUGUCAUCAGGGUUUGCUGAAUAUUCAUGUGAUCAAAAAUUUAAAUGGAUCUGUGAGAAGAACAUUUGAAAGAAAUAAUUACACUGCUAAUAAAGGGUUGUAAAAACAUGAUGGGUCUCAUUUCACUUAUUCUUCUUAACUACAUGUUUUCAUGUAAUAAAAC